AGUGAACGAAAAAAAAGCUCACUCAUCAAGCUCAUGUUGCUCUACUUUACUCUUUUCAGUGUCUAGUAUCUGAUUCAGUAGCCCAAUACAUUUUCUUCCAGAUUCAGUUUUUGCUAGGAAGGGUCCUCAAAGCUCCAAACUUCUAUCAAUGGCGAUUAUUACAGAGGAAGAAGAAGAUCAUCAGGAACCCAUGCAAUCACAAAAGAAAAGUACCAAACCCCAAGAACCCAGUUCGUCUUCAACCGCGAGCACCAAAAUUCCCAAAUCAGAACAUCCAAAUCCGUUUGCUUUCUGGUUUUACUUCACUCUUAUAGUAUCGCUCGUCACAUCAGUUUUCAUGUCUUUCAAUUCUCUCUCCUCUCAAGAUCCCAAAUCUUGGUUUCUUAGCUUACCAUCUAGUCUACGACAACACUACUCAAAGGGUCGGACUAUAAAGGUCCAAACACGCCCGAAUCAAUCUCCGAUUGAAGUUUUCACCGUCGAGCAGGGUCCUGUUUCUUCCGAAAAUGUUGUUCUAGUUCAUGGGUUGGGUCUUAGCUCGUAUUCUUUUCGUGAAACCAUUCGAUCUUUGGGUGCCAAAGGAGUUCGUGCUGUUGCCAUUGAUUUACCCGGAAAUGGGUUUUCGGAUAAAUCGGUGACAGAGGCCGGAGUGGGACAAAGUGGGGUUUUAGAGAGGUUUUGGGAAGUGUACGGUGAAAUUAAAGAAAAGGGUGUGUUUUGGGCUUUCGAUGAGAUAAUUGCAACUGGGCAAAUUCCUUAUGAAGAAAUUGAAGCUCAAAUGACUUCAAAGAGAAAGGUUGUGAAGCCCAUUGAAAUGGACCCAGAAGAUGUUGGUAAAGUAUUGGGACAAGUAAUUGAGACAAUGGGUUUAGCUCCAGUUCAUUUGGUUUUGCAUGAUUCAGCUUUAGGGAUGAGUGCAAAUUGGGUUUUAGAGAACUCAAAGACUGUCAGAAGUGUCACCCUUAUCGAUACCAAUCCAAGAUCAAGACCAGCUUUGCCUUUGUGGAUGUUGGACAUACCAGUGGUUAGGGAACUGUUGCUAGGAUUUUCGUUUGGAUAUUCAUGGUUGAUUAAGUCUUUUUGUUCGAAAGGGAUCUCUGCUACAGAUUUGGAGGCUCAUAGAGCUCUCUUGAAAAGUAAGGAUGCCAGGAGUGCGGUUGUUGGAAUGGGAAAGAAGACGAAUUACAGCUUUGAUAUUGCAUUGUGGGGUGGUUCAGAUGAGCUGAAAGGUGUGCCUUUGCAAGUGCUUUGGUCUAAUAGUUGGUCCGAAGAAUGGACUAAUGAGGGAAGACGAGUUGCGGAUUCACUUCCACAGGCAACUUUUGUUACACAUCCAGGUGGACGGUGGCCUCAGGAGGAUGCUGCUGAUCAUGUAGCCCAAAGCAUUGUGCAGUUUGUGUCUUCAUUACCACCAACUGUCAGAAAAAUUGAGGAAGAACCAAUCCCAGAACAUAUCCAGAAAUUGCUCGAUGAAGCGAAAAACAACGGCGAUCACCACCACCAUCAUGGUCACGGUGAGCAUGAUCACCACCAUGGUAGUCAUGGUCAUGAAGCUGGCUACAUGAAUGCGUAUGGCCUUGGUGUUCAAGGUCAUGGUGCUCAUGGAUGGUAACUUUGAUUUUAACUUGAUGUUUAAUUGUAAUUAGAUUGUUAUCUGAUUGAAGUAAGUUAUUUACGAGAAAGUUUUAGCUCUUGAACAUUUGGGGCACCCAUUGUUGUAUUUCGAGUGUAGUAGUGAAUUUUAUACCAUGAAAGUUGAUAUUUUUAUGUUCUA
Molecule: messenger RNA, 1774 nt
Organism: Humulus lupulus (European hop)
Lineage: Eukaryota; Viridiplantae; Streptophyta; Magnoliopsida; Rosales; Cannabaceae
Product: protein AUXIN RESPONSE 4
Exons: 2
Coding region: 149-1612 (487 amino acids)
Biological process (GO): auxin polar transport
Cellular component (GO): endoplasmic reticulum; mitochondrion
Molecular function (GO): hydrolase activity
Source: RefSeq, a predicted model, not a curated record